Molecule: messenger RNA, 1034 nt
Organism: Drosophila busckii
Lineage: Eukaryota; Metazoa; Arthropoda; Insecta; Diptera; Drosophilidae
Product: protein draper
Exons: 3
Coding region: 59-1024 (321 amino acids)
Source: RefSeq, a predicted model, not a curated record
CUGUUGCUUUUUAUAAACUUUGUGAGCGAGAGAUUCGGUAUUGUUAUUAUGUAUUUAUAUGAUGGGGCCCUCCUGGGCCAUGUCAACGGAUCUAAUUGACUUCACCUGCCGCACAGACAAGGAAUGUGAAAGCUAUGAGAACGCCAAGUGCUUAAACUUAAGCUGCAGCUGCACAGCACGUGGCAGCAAUGAGCCCAUAGAGUGCAAGCCCAAAGAUGAAAAACUUACCAACAUUAUAGGCGGUCCAUGUCCCUGCAGCCAACCGCAUUCAGUGUGUAACAUGGCGCAGCAGCUCUGUUACUGCACCGAUGGCCAUGUGCCCAGCAAGGACAAGCGACGCUGUAUAUCCGAAUGGGUGUCGCUGGACAUGCACUGUGAAACGAUGCGACAAUGCCAGCUGGCGGAUACAUUCAGCGCGUGCCAAGCCACACAGCAUCGCUGCCUCUGCAAGGAGAACUUUGAGCAACACCUGGGCAAAUGUCGUGCCGUGCUGGACAUUAGCUGCAAUACUGAUGCGGACUGCAAAGGCAAUGAUUACUCCCUGUGCCUACAAAGCGUCAAAAAAUGCGCCUGCGAUGUGGGCUAUGUUCAGGAUCGCAACAUGACUGCCUGCGCUCCAGGUGCUGUCUACGGCGCCAGCUGCAGCCAGAAUGCGCAAUGUCAUGUGCAUCUAGGUGCCGGAAGCAUGUGCCUGGAAAACAGCUGCGCCUGCCGCGCCAAACACUACCAUAGCGAAAAGCAGCUGCCACUACGUCCGACCAACAGCAGCAGCUGUGAGCCACUGGUGCCCUACGGUGGAUACUGUCGACGCUAUGAGGAUUGUCAGCUGCACCACAUGGAUCAGCAGCUAAAGGCAAAUCAUACAACCAACAUGCAGUGCAGGCUGGGUGAAUGUGCUUGCCAGGAUGGCUACGUGGCGGUGGGCAAUGAGGUGUGCGUGCCGCGCAGUGCUGGAGCACUUGCACCCAAGGCGCUAUUGUUGUCCACAUUUCUUUACAUUUUGUCAUUUAUUACUGCAUUGUAAGUGGUUGUGA